AAGCACAAGCUUGUUCCCUACUCGAAGAAGAAGAAGAAGCAACUUCUCCUAGCACAAGUUUGUUCCGCACUCGAAAAGGAGGAAGAACUUCUCCUAGACGCAGCUCCAGUGCAUACAGAGAUGGCUUGUGUUGUGGAACCUGCUCAACAUGCUUUGAGCACCAAGUUUAUGAUCACCAAACCAGCGGCUGUUCCAUCGGACGGGGCUGAACAUAAGGUGACAAUCGGCGUGGUCGACGUCACUCCCCAGAUGAUCCAUGAGUGUGUUCCAUGUAAAAACACAAGCACUUUCUUGACUGCUUCGGCACACUCCCAUUUUUGCCAGGAGAUGCGGCUGUCUUAUCUUAAUAACAGUUUCGUUGCAAAGACCAACAUGAAGAAUGUGUCUCCAGGCGAGAGGUUCUCUUGCUCUCUUGGUGUCGAUACUGCCUUACGUGUUGAGUACAAACCAGUCAAAAAGUACCAUGAACAGGUUGGUCUCAUCAAUAAGAGCUCUUCGAACGUUCACGAGCAGGUGAUCGUUGUGAAGAAUUCACGUGCGCAGCCUGUGUUGCUCACGAUCAAAGAACAAGUUCCAAGAAGCACUGACGAAAAGAUCAAGGUGAGGCUUAUUGCUCCGGUUGUAUCCCAAACGGAAGAAGUAACGAACAAUGGAGAAGGCGACUUAACUGCUGCAGCAGAGCUGCCUAAAGAGGGAUGUCGAAUGAAGAAUGGUAUUCUUGAAUGGACUAUCGCAUUGCAAGACGGGAAGACUGCAGAACUGCAUGUGAAGUGGGCAGUUGAUCAUCCGAAGGACGAAACAGUAGAAUUCAUAGAACGCCACUGA
Molecule: messenger RNA, 825 nt
Organism: Ostertagia ostertagi
Lineage: Eukaryota; Metazoa; Nematoda; Chromadorea; Rhabditida; Trichostrongylidae
Source: the annotation of a GenBank genome assembly